Molecule: messenger RNA, 2454 nt
Organism: Hyphopichia burtonii NRRL Y-1933
Lineage: Eukaryota; Fungi; Ascomycota; Pichiomycetes; Serinales; Debaryomycetaceae
Gene: HAK1
Product: Hak1p
Exons: 1
Coding region: 1-2454 (817 amino acids)
Biological process (GO): potassium ion transmembrane transport
Cellular component (GO): membrane
Molecular function (GO): potassium ion transmembrane transporter activity
Source: RefSeq, a predicted model, not a curated record
AUGGAGAAUAAUAAUUCUAUUGAAAUAGCAGAGAAUGUCAGUAUAGCUGCGUAUUCUGAAGAUGAUGAACGAAUUGGCCGCUAUGAUGGGGAUGAAGAAGACGACGAAGAAAACAAGUUCGAUGAAGAAGCCCAAGGAAACACUGAAAAAAAACUAUCAGUCAAAGAAGUAUUAAUGCUAUCAUUCAGUUCAUUGGGGGCAAUUUAUGGUGAUUUAGGUACUUCUCCCUUGUAUGUUUUAAAUUCAAUUAAGUAUCCCAAUGAAAUUCCAACAAAAGAUGAUAUUUAUGGAGGUAUUUCUUUAAUUUUUUAUAUUUUUGUCUUCAUUGUCCUCAUUAAAUAUGCUUUAAUCGUAUUAGUAAUUGGUCCUAAUAACGGUGAAGGUGGUCAAGUGGCAAUUUAUGCUAAAAUCGCUAGACAUUUAAAUAUUGGUCCAAAGGGAGUAGAAAUUCCUGGGGCCCCAGUUAAAAAUGACUUGGAAUUAUUGGCAAGAGAAGAAACUAACCUGAGUUUUAUUUCCCAUAACUCAUUAAUUAAAAAAACAAAUGAAUGGAAAAAUCAUCCUAAGGUUAUCAAAGCAGUUUCAACCAUUAUUUUGAUUUGUUGUUUCUUGGGUUGUUCUUUGGUCUUUUCUGAUGGUUUGUUGACCCCAACCACCUCUAUUUUAAGUGCCAUCGCGGGUAUCCAACUUGCUGAUCCUUCAUUUAAUGCAGUUUUGGGUGUCUCUGAAGUAGUUAUCAUUUUCCUUUUCGUGAUUCAGCAGUUCGGUUCCCAUAAAAUUUCAUUUGUUUUUGCCCCAAUCAUUCUUGUGUGGUUGGCAGGUUUAGUGAUUUGUGGAAUUUAUAAUAUAGUUAAGUAUGAUUCAGGAGUCUUUAAAGCCUUGUCCCCCUACUACGCUAUUAAGCUUUUGAAAGCUUCUGGGAUUGAUGCCCUUAGUGGUGCUAUGUUGUCCAUUACUGGUACUGAAGCAAUGUUUGCUGAUUUGGGGCACUUCGGUAGAUUACCAACUCAAAUUGGUAUCUUUUUCGUUUUCAUUUGUUUAAUGCUAUGCUAUUUGGGUCAAGGUGCUUAUAUUGUUGAACACCCUAAACAAUUCACAAAUCCAUUUUAUUUAUCAAUUCCAGGUGGUCCAAAUAGUUGGAGUUAUUGGAUAAUGUUUGUACUUGCAACAAUUAGUACUAUUAUCGCAAGUCAAGCUUUAAUUUUAGGUGUAUUCAGUAUUGUUUCUCAAUUGAUCAACUUGGAUUGUUUCCCUAAAUUUAAAGUUAAACAUGUUUCUUCUAGUUACGCUGGUAAAGUCUAUAUUCCUGUUGUUAACUUUUUAUUACUUAUCGGUGUAUGUUGUACAGCAGCAGGUUUUAAAAAUUCAAAUAACGUUACUGCAGCAUAUGGUUUAGGUAUUAAUUUGGAUUUUUUAGUAACUUCAACUUUAAUCUUGAUUUGCAUGGUUUAUGUUUAUGAAUUUAAUUUCAUUUUUCCAUUAGUGUUUGCUUUGAUUUUCUUACCGUUGGAAUUUGCCCUUGUUAUUUCUAAUUUAAAAAAGGUUCCCCAUGGUGCUUGGUUCCCAUUGAUGAUGGCGGGAUUAAGUUUCACCUUCUUGACUCUUUGGAGAUAUGGUAGAUCAAAAGUUGUUGAAGAACAAAUGACCUCUAGAGUUAAACUUGGUGAUUUAUUCCCUUCAUUCAAAAGGAAAGCCCCAGAAGAAGCAACUUUCGAAUUAAGAGGAAGAGCAAUGGUUAAAAAAGAUUCCGAUGAACGAGACUGUGGCACUGACAAUGAAAGUCAUGAUUCUGAAUUUGGUAUUACCCUUCCAAAAAUAUUGAAGAGUGAUCCAACAUCCUUAGAAUUAAGUACUAGAUUUGGUAAUUCUACAUUGAAAAAGUUCAAUGGUGUUGGUUUGAUUUAUGUUGAUUCACCUCAUCAAAUUUUAGCAUCUCCAAAUACAGUUCCAAAAAUAUAUGAAAGAAUUGUUCUGAAUUUCCAGUCGCUUCCUUCAAUCAUGAUUUUCGUUACUACUAGAACUUUAUCAAUUCCUAGUGUUCCAAAUGAAGACCGUGUUUUGAUAGGGAACAUGAAAGUUCCUGGCCAUUAUAAAUGUGUGGUUAGAUUCGGAUUCAUGGAAGAAAUUCAUAUAGAUAACUCUUUGAAUGAUCAUAUUUUGAAUAUCAUACCCGAAAUGACUGGGUUGAAAGUCCUGAUUGGUCUUAACAAUGAAGUUCCAGUUGUUCAUAUUUUUGAAAAUAAUGACGUUAGAUCCCAUGAGUAUAAUUCCAGCGGCAAAAAAACCAAGAAUCCUUUCGUUAUUAUCCAUCAUUACAUGAGAAGGUUCUAUAUUAACAGCAUAUUUGGGCCAUUAGACUCAUUAUUUAGAGUCAGUGAUAAAAUCUUACCAGUUCAAAACGAAGAGGAUGAAACCGCUAGCAAAUUAUUUAUAGGUGGUGUUAUUAGGAUUUAG